UGCCAGUAUUCGCCACGAAUUUGAAGUGCAUGCAGUGAAGAUGGCCAUGCUCAGAUGUUUGAAAUGCAGCUUGGUUGUGGUUACCCUUCCACCGUUGCUUGCCGUCGGUGUCAUCAUUGCUGGAAUCGGGGCCUGGGCAACUGCCCGACAGCCAACAUUCUUCGUACUUGGAGAGGACAACAGGUUAUCCCCGGUACCUUGUUUCGGCGUCUUCCUCUUUGGCGCCGCGGUGGUGAUUUUGGUGUUUGUAGGAUGUUGUGGGGUCAUCAGUGGAAGCAGAUCUAUGCUGCGCGUAUACACAGCCUGUGUGGCAGCACUUCUUAUGGCCUUGUCUGUUAUGGCGAUUCUGUCCAACAGAAAACUUUACAUCUAUUGCCAUGACAUCCCGUGGCCGGCUUUCUCCAGCGCUGUACUGAUUGUAACGUUCUUUCUGAAUUAUCUCGAGAACAAGAAGAAAGAAACACGGCGGAACAAGCUCAAUCAUGUCAAUGAACAACUGUCGAAAAUGUACGGACCCAUUUCAGGCUACAGGCUGGCCAACCGUAAGAGCUACUUGAAGGCUAUUGGCGGGUAUAAAAACCUCCGUGAAUAUUUGAGCGUUGCGGAGUCUAAAUGGCGGGACCCAAAAAGUAGGGACGAAGGUACAAAAAUGUUGAAGAGUUGGCGAAGGGUUUUAUUUCAUGUCACCCAUCCACAAGAUCUGAAGACAGAAGAGACCAUACGGCACAACGCACACCUCUUCGAAUAUGGAGUCAAGGAAGCGGAGCUCUUUCAGAACUUCAUUUUCCACGUCAACUAUGAGAAACUUAUCGUAGCAAACUGGCAGGAAAGAGGGGACGGUUUCGGUAUAAAUGAACCCUUUGGUGAGGAGGAUUUCGCACGCGAGAACAACGCAGGAAUAUCAGAUGACACAACUACCAAAAUGUUGGCGGACAUGGUGACGCAUGUAAAGGAGACAUACGAUACGCUUGUUGUCAGGAAACAGAAGUUGAUGAGGGAGAUGGACGAGGCCAGUGAUGGUGAUUAUGAAUAAAGACUUUUAUUGUACAUACAUAACAUGAGAGGAUAGACAUUGAUAACCUUCUAGCA
This is a messenger RNA of Branchiostoma belcheri (Belcher's lancelet), 1089 nucleotides long. RefSeq lists its product as uncharacterized. The transcript is spliced from 4 exons. Lineage: Eukaryota; Metazoa; Chordata; Leptocardii; Amphioxiformes; Branchiostomatidae. The record is from RefSeq and is a predicted model, not a curated record. The coding region runs from base 41 to 1033 and encodes 330 amino acids. Gene Ontology annotation, cellular component: membrane.